Protomyces lactucae-debilis is the source of this 468-nucleotide messenger RNA. RefSeq names its product thioredoxin-like protein. Bases 1 to 468 code for a protein of 155 amino acids. Lineage: Eukaryota; Fungi; Ascomycota; Taphrinomycetes; Taphrinales; Protomycetaceae. The transcript is spliced from 2 exons. The record is from RefSeq and is a predicted model, not a curated record.
AUGAACCAUCUGCUCAAGACAUCCAGGCUGCUCCUGUCUAAGACACCAGCACUGCCAGCCCUCCUCUCGCAGUCCCGCGCCUUGUCCGAUGCGACAAAGACCGCCAUCGAGUCUGCCAUCGCCGCAUCCCCCGUCGUCCUCUUCAUGAAGGGCACACCCGAGCAGCCCAUGUGCGGCUUCUCCCGUGCGACUAUCCAGAUCCUCGGUCUUCAGGGAGUCGACCCAAAGAAGCUGUCUGCCUUCAAUGUCCUCGAAGACCAGGAGCUGCGCGAAGGCAUCAAGGAGUUCAGCGAGUGGCCGACCAUUCCACAGCUAUACGUCAACAAGGAGUUUGUCGGAGGCUGUGAUAUCCUCGUUGGUAUGCACCAGAGUGGCGAACUAGAGACCUUUUUGGAGAAGGCCGAUGUGCUUGUACCGCCAGUCUCUGCCACAGACGCAGACGGUGCACGGCCGCCUCAGGGAGCAUGA